This is a messenger RNA of Artibeus jamaicensis (Jamaican fruit-eating bat), 3844 nucleotides long. RefSeq names its product SP110 nuclear body protein (gene SP110). Gene Ontology annotation, molecular function: DNA-binding transcription factor activity, RNA polymerase II-specific; DNA binding; protein binding. The record is from RefSeq and is a predicted model, not a curated record. NCBI's taxonomy places the organism in Eukaryota, Metazoa, Chordata, Mammalia, Chiroptera, Phyllostomidae. The transcript has 22 exons. Gene Ontology annotation, biological process: regulation of transcription by RNA polymerase II. The coding region runs from base 158 to 2482 and encodes 774 amino acids. Gene Ontology annotation, cellular component: nucleus.
CCAGGCCUUUGCUGCUGCGUGUGCCGAACACAGACUUCCUGCCUCACCCACGGUUUCUCCCCACCUGCCUGCCUUUUUCCCAGGCCUUCAGGAGCGCCCCGGGCUGGCCUCCGCACCCAGGAAGGGGAAGGAGCAGGUGGGAAACUCAGCAUCCAGGAUGUUCACCAUGACCCGAGAAUUAAAAAAUGCUCUUCGUGAGCACUUCAUACAUCAGAAGUUGGAGAUCUCCUACGCCAUAUUCAAGCCUUUUCCCUUCUUCGAAGGCCUUCGAGACAAGUCCUUCAUCACCGACAAAAUGUACAUGGAGUCUCUGGAAGCCUGUAGAAAUAUGGUCCCUGUGUCCAAAGUGGUGCACAACAUCCUCACCAAACUGGAGGAUGCCUUUCAGCCGGCGCUUCUGGAGAUGCUGUUCAGCCAGAUCAACCUGCGUGAAUACCCCAACCUGAAGGCAGUUCUCAACAGCUUCAGAAGUGUUUUCAUUCCCUAUGGAGGAUCGUCCACACCAAGCCCUUUUGAAGCUCCGGCCAACCCGGCAAUUAGAAGCCCCCACCAGACCCUGCUACCACUGCCUGCACCACUGAGGCACCCAACCCCUGUGCCCAAAGUCAGCGAGCCCAGAACAGUCCCUCCGCCCCAGGCUAAGGUUCUGGGCAAGCAGUCCAGCCCUGCUGGUCCUGCUGCACCUUCUGGUCCUGCCGGUCCUGCCAGUACUGCUGGUCCUGCUGGUCCUGCCAGCCCUGCCAAAGAUGUUCCCAGAGUCAUCCAGAAAGAAAGGAUCAUUCCAGCAUCCCACAUAAAUGAUGGAGAAAACUCACAACAGAUGUCCAGCACACGCCCUGCCGCUGUGCAAGUGUCCAGUGACAACCUGACCCCACAAACAAAAAAGAAAGAAGAUGCUCGAGAGACUCCUCAUGUUCGCCCUGCCCACACACCAGUGAUAAAUGACUCUCCUAAACCAAAAGACCCAAAAGAAGCCCAGGAGGCCUCCAGCACACCUCCAGUCAAGAAAGCAAAGAAAAGGAAAAGAGUUGCCUGGUCAGCUACAAAAAGGAAACACCUGAGUAAAAGCCUGAGAGGUACUGCCUCAGCUGGGCACAGAAUCCAAAAGAAGCGCCAAGUGGUGGAAGAGGCCACUGAAAUGAAGGACGACUCAACCAGGACCUCAGAGGUGGUGACAAGUGCCAAAAAGACAAGGACUGAAUGUGCCCAAACAUCUGGACCUGAGAAGAGCAGUGGUGACACUUCAGAAAUGGAUGAAGCAGAGAGUCCCCAGGACCCAUCUAGCACACCACCACAAAUCAUGCAAGAUCCCCUGGACAAUGGAAGCAAACUCUCCUUGGGGAAAUCUGGAGAAAAGAAAAAAAAGAAAAAAGCAGGUAGCCGGUCGAGUUCAAAAACAAGACAGAAGAAAAGUCUCCCAAAAAGUACUGCCUUACCUGGGCACAGAAUCCAAAAGAAGUGCCAAGCAGUGCAUCAGGAGUCCCAGAGAAAGGACGACUCAACUAGCACCUUGAAGAUAAUGACCAGGGCCCGAACAAAAAAGAUUGAAUGUGCUCAGACAUCUGGACCUGAGGAAAAGAAAAGGAAAACAGAUGUCUGUAAAAGUUCAACAAAGACUCAGCAGAAAAAUAUUCCCCAAAAGGAAAAACCCAAAGAUGAAACUGUGGAUUUGCAGUCUCCUAACUUCCCUGUGACCUGUGGCACGGCGAAGGGGGUUUUUUAUCUAGAGAAAAUGAAAAAUGGAUCCUCCGGGAAGUGCAUUCAGGAUGAGGAGGGAUUGUGGUGGACGCCACUUGAAUUUGAAAUUCAAGGAAAAGGGAAAAAAUCAAAGAACUGGAAGCGGAAUAUGCGUUGUGGACAAAAGACCUUACAACAGCUAACAGAGGAAGGACUCAUGGUCUGUCCUCCAAGAAUAAGUCUCGAGAGAGAGCGGCAAAAAGUGGAGGAAUGUGAGGUGUGCUGCAAAGGGGGACAGCUGCUCUGCUGUGACACUUGUCCACGAGCCUUUCAUGAGGACUGCCACAUCCCGCCUGUGGAGGCUGAGAGGAGCCCGUGGAGUUGCACCUUCUGCAGGGUAAAGGAGUCUUCAGGAAGUCAGCAGUGUCCCGGGGAAUCUGAGGUCCGGGCAAGGCCAAUGGGGCCUGAGGAGCAGCUGAAAUGCGAGUUCAUCCUCUUGAAGACCUACUGUCAUCCACAAAGCGCCUUUUUUGCGAAGACCCCACAUAAUAUUCUAGACUACGGUGAGCCCUUUAAGGAACCCAUGUGGCUGGACCUGGUGAAGGAAAGGCUGACUGCGAAAGUAUACACAGUGGCAUGGUUCAUACGGGACAUGCGCCUGAUCUUCCACAACCAUAAAACAUUUCACAAGGCUUCUGCCUUUGGUCAAGUAGGACUGGAUUUAGAGACAGAAUUUGAAAAGGCUCUCAAAGAGAUGUUUAUUUUUCAUGAAGCCAAGGAGAAGAGGUCCCAGGCUCCUCCUUGACCCCAUUCUGGAAGGACUGAGGCUCCCCAACUUCAGGAUCCAGACGAUGUGACCCUAGUCAUCCUCAGAUUGCCCGUGGGUCUAGAAAUGUGACCAGAUGUCCUCUUCACUCCAGUCCAGGCCCUUCACAGCAUCAUCACACCCUCCGGCUUUGUGCAGCUAAAAAAGUCUUACCUCACACCUACAAAAUUGAGGACUUCCUUAAUAGCAUUCAAUACCCAUCAUAGUUCACCUCCUUCUCAUUUCUUAUAAAUCUUUUUACAGUUGGUUGUUUUUGGUUUAUCUGUCUCUUAAGUCCCUUUUAUGCUAUAAGUUUGCCAACUUUUUUCCUUGCCAUCUAUUCAUUGGAGAAUCUGGGGCCCCUGUCCCAUAAAAUUCUUCAUAUUCUGGACUUUCCUACACCCAUACCACUAUGAAAUAUUCAUUAAGUUGAUCUAAUUUGUGUGGGGCUUAUUUGUUCCUGUUGCGUACUUAAUAUAUCAUUGCAGAUAGGGUAUUUUUAGGAUUUUGCAUUUGUAUUUAUAAAUGAGAUUGGUCCAUAAAUUUUUGUAUAAUGCCAUAGUCAAGUACAGGAUUGUCUCCACUUGGGAAAAUAACAUAAAAUUUUCUACCAUUGCAUACAUUCUGGAAUAGUUUAUAGUGCUUUAAAUUCAUAAAAUUAUAUAGCCAAGAGUUCUUUAGGUAGGUAGUACUGACUGUUUUCUCUGCUUUUUCAUGGUAAUUAGACUAUUCAGAUACCUAUUGCUUUUUUUUUAAUAUUUUAUUAUUUAUUUAUCUUUAGAGCGGAAGUGGGGGAAGGAGAGAGGGAGAGAAACAUCAAUGUAUGGUUGCCUUUUGUGUGUCCCCUGCUGGGAACUGGCCUGCAGGGAACCGGCCUGCAACCCAGGCAUGUGCCCUGACUGGGAAUCGAACCGCGAUUGUGUGGUUCGCAGGCCCGCACUCAAUCCACUGAGCUACACCAGCCAGGGCACCUAUUGCUUUUUUAAUGAGUUCCACUUUUAUGUUUUUCUAAGAAGUAAUCCAUUGCACUUGUUUUUUUAUAGUUGGCCUGAUUUCCAUCUUAUUUCAUCCUUUCCCUUUUGAAUACUUUUGUAUUAUUUUUGUCUAUGUUUCUUUGUUUUUCUUCUAUUCUGCAGGCGCAAUAACAGUUUUUAAUUCUUCUAAUACUUACCUGAAAGUUUUAUAAUUUCACUUUAACUUAUUUUUUCAAAUAUCAGAGACAAAAAUGAAAUGUCUUUACUGUGCCACAUGUUUAAGCCAAACUGUCCAUUUUGUAGCCCUCAGCUCCCUGAUUCCAGUCUAUCUGCUGUUUUAUAAUGUCGAUAUUCACUAUUAUUAUUAAAAUUUUAUCUUCUACUCUAA